GCUCCAUCUCUGGCAGGUGGUGCAUGUUCGUAAAGAGCUGUAAGGUUUGGGAAGAGAGAGAGCUAGUAUUAGGAAAUCAGCGUACCUUGGUUUACCUUUUGUUUUUGUUUUCUUUUUUAUUUUGGUUUUGGGUAGAGUGCCAUAUAUGCUGUGCAUUGGUUCUGAAACGAACUGGACAUUGUUUGUUUUUCCCCAAGCCACUUUCUGUUUGAUACAUACAGUGCUGCAUUUGGUGAAUUGUGUGUUGAAUUACGGGUGCAAUCUAUGCCUGCAAUGAGGAGAGAACGGACUGAAUAAAUGUUGAUAGUUUCUUUGCCAAUUCUGGACAGAAUGAACACCAUCGAACCAUUCUGAAGGCAAGUUUUUUGAUAUUUUCUCAGAAGACUUCAUUUUACUUUGUAUUUUUCCUCCAAACACAUUUUUAAGUGACUGUGUCCAUUUGUCUUCAGUUCGAUUUCAUACCGUGGAGCCUAGUCACGAUGAAGCACGCCUGAAAGGAGUUUUUUUUUUUUAAAUGAGGAAGCAAUUUUUAAAAGAGAUACGAAAAAGACAGAGGCCUCGUCCUUUGUAGGCCCGGAUCUGUGGGGGAAAAGGGGGCACUGAAGCCCGAUGAAUAAAAUUUUGAAUAAAAUGGGACUCAACGAGACACGCGAGGAGAAGAGAAGCAUAGAUAUUUUAUUAAUGACAGCGCGUUGUGCAAGUUUACCUCUCAGAACAAAAGGAAGUACUUUCUGUCUUUAACAUUAAAACUGAUAUUUUCAAAAUAAAGGAAGACUUUUCCCCCCCCCAUUGAUGGGGCAUUGGCUGACGACGUUCCCAUUUUCCCGCAGUUCGCCCUCUUUAUUUUAUGAAUAAUCUUUUAUUUAUAAUUUUUUUAUUGAAUUUUGAUCUGGAUCCAGCGUUGACAUUGUUCAAUGGAAGUAUGUUAUCAGUUGCCGGUUUUGCCUCUGGACAGGCCGGUCCCCAAGCAUGUUCUCAGCCGGAGGGGAGCCAUUAGCUUCAGCUCCAGCUCCUCUCUCUUUGGUGCCCCUGAUCCAAGACAGCUGUCACAGAGACGUGGGGCAAUCUCUUAUGACAGCUCCGAUCAAACCGCUCUCUACAUUCGUAUGCUAGGAGAUGUGAGAGUGAGAAGCCGGGUUGGCUUUGAACCAGAACGAAGAGGCUCUCAUCCCUACCUGUCCAUCGAUUUCCGAAUUUUGCACUCGCAGCCCGAAUCUGCAGGGCCCGUCUCUGCCCGGAAGAUCCGCAGGCUGCUCAGCUUCCAGAGGUACCUGCACUCCUCCCGCGCGUGUCGCGGUGUGACCCCCCAGAACCCCCUCCACAUCCUGGACCAUGACUACACCGGCCAGGCCAAGUGUAUGUUGGAGAAGGUUGGGAGCUGGAAUUUCGAUAUAUUUCUUUUUGAUAGAUUAACAAAUGGAAAUAGUCUUAUCAACUUGACAUUUCAUUUGUUCAAUCUGUAUGGAUUAACUGAGCUCUUCCAAUUAGAUAUGGUAAAGCUUCGUAGAUUUUUAGUGAUGGUUCAAGAAGACUAUCAUAGGCAGAACCCAUACCACAAUGCUGUCCAUGCUGCUGACGUGACUCAGGCCAUGCACUGUUACUUAAAGGAGCCCAAGCUUUCGAAGUCCCUCACCUCCUGCGAUAUACUCCUGGGCAUUUUGGCAGCGGCAACCCAUGAUCUGGACCACCCCGGUGUGAACCAGCCUUUCCUCAUCAAAACUAAUCAUUACCUAGCUGCAUUAUACCAGAAUACCUCAGUUCUGGAGAAUCACCACUGGAGGUCCGCGGUUGGCCUGCUCCGAGAGUCUGGAUUGUUCUCUCACCUUCCCUCUGAGGACAGGUUGGACAUGGAGAGGCAGCUGGGGUCCCUGAUUCUGGCCACUGACAUCAGCAGACAGAAUGAAUACCUGUCGAAGUUCAGGGAACACUUGGACAGAGAGGACCUCUGCUUGGCAAACGCUGGCCACCGGCACUUUGUCCUCCAGAUGGCGCUGAAGUGCGCGGACAUUUGUAACCCCUGCAGACCGUGGGAGCUGAGCAAACAGUGGAGUGAGAAAGUGACGGAAGAAUUCUUCCACCAAGGAGAUAUUGAAAAGAAACACAAACUUGAAGUCAGCCCACUAUGUGACAGCCAAAUGAAUUCUGUUGGAAAAAUUCAGAUUGGCUUCAUGACGUACGUGGUGGAGCCGCUUUUCGCCGAGUGGGCCCGCUUCUCGGACACGCGCCUGUCCCGGACCAUGCUGGGCUACCUGGGCCUGAACAAGGCGAGCUGGAGCGGGCUGCUGCAGGAGCGGGCGGGGGCGGCCGAGGGGACGGACUCCGCCGCGACCGCAACCGCGCCGACGCCCGCGGACGACACAAACUCCAAAGUUUUACCUCAGGGAAGCAAAGAGUCCUGACUCGCCCGACAGGCCCAGCCCCUCGGCAGAGAGGGGGCGGGCCGGUGGGAGGGUCUGCUGUGGACUGAACGGCUACUUCCACACCCAGCGCAACACCGUCACCACAUUGUAGUUGCAUUGACUCCCAUUUCGAUAAAACCACUGAUUUUAUUUAUUUUAUUUAAAUCCCCUCCCCCUUUUUUCCCUUGACACAGAGCAAUGCAUAGAUACCUCAUUUGGCUUCUGCUGUAUUUUGUGAGUUUUAUUUAUUAUUUUCCCCCCCACCUUGUACUUUUCUGGCAUUACUAAUUGAACACACCGCCCUUUUAAUGGAGAACGAAAGGGAACACCAUACCAGAUGCCUGGUUCUAGGUAAAAGUGCCAUUGAAAACAAUUUAGUUUUAAUUGCUUUGAAAGUGAUUUGUAAAACCUUGAGUAUUCAGAUACUGAGUUAAAGGCUGCAUAGAAAGCCUGGAAUGAUAAUGAUGAUGCAUUUGCAACAAAUCUUCCUCGUUAAGAGAAAAAAAAAAAAAAAAAAAACUCUGAAGAGCCCAAUUGUUUUGCUGCCUCUGAAGACUGUUUACAGGUGUCUUUUUGUUACGUGUAUUAAGAAAAGGAAUGAAGUCGGUUCUGUAAUUUGCCUUUAAAGCACAGAUUUGAAGAGCCGCUUUUUUUUUCCCUUUCGAUGAACUACAGAACAAACUUCGACCGCAGCUCAAUCCAGCGCACCAGAUGCCAUAAAAGCCUCAUGUGCUUCAUUAUGUUUUUCUCUUGCACUGUGAAACGAUGCGAUUUGGACACACACACACACACACAGCCCAGGUUUCAAUUCCGAGGUGACCGAGGAGGUGCGCUUCUUCCUCUAGGUAUCGGACUUUUAAAAUUGUCGCUCUUUCAGCGAUGGCGAAGCAUGCAGACAUCGCUGCCUUUCAACACUUGAACAAACCACUUUUUACGAGAAUGCCGCAGAUCUGAAUUUAAAAGAAAAGGAACGUUUGUUUAAAACACAGACCUCUCUCAGGGUUUUUGCCAACCUUUCUGGAUGAAGUUGUGAGCGGGUGGGACCCUGCGGUUUGCUGGCUGGCCCCGUCUCAUCGCCACGUUUAAAAGGAAGUAACUUUCGCUGAAGCCUCCCGACUGUCACAGCUGUGUGUGAACAUGCAAACCUGGAAGACUGAUACUGAUGCCUUAACUAUGCACAAAGCUAAGUGACCAAACCAGCUCUUACUUUCAAGUGCAUCGUGUCUUGUUCUCUAAAUGCACUGUACAACUGUAUUGCCUUUGGUGUGGACUUUUUUUUUUUUUUUUUUUUAAACAUUCGAGUGAUUUAUUUUUAACAUCACAUUCCAUUUUGUUUUUACAUUUUUGGUAUCGUUUGUAUAGUGGUUUCCCGUUUUGCUUUUAUAAUUGUUUAUUUUUUUUUGCUUUUAUAAUUGUUUUGUUUUUUUUUAAAACGAUACCAGGUGCUUAUUUUAGCCAAUUUGUAUUUUCUCUUGUAAUUGCUGUCAGACUGUUGAUGAAAACCUGUUUACAAUUUGUUGUAACAGCCAUUUUGGGGAGAAGACGUCAGUGUCAAGCCAUUUUGUAAAGGCUUUGCUGUAUUGACCUUUUGAUACAUGCCUGUUGCAGUUACAUUUUGAUUAAUAAAACAAGUUGACAAACUUCCAUCUUUCAACUUUAUUUCAAUUAACAAAAUUCUAAUCUAAAACCGGUAAAGCAUGAGAAAAUGCGGUAAAAUUGUGAAAACAGACUUGCCAGUUGUGCAUCCAGAUACAUUUUAACAUCUCUCUUUUGACAGCACUUGCAUAUUUCAGAACUCCCAACCAAUAGUAAUUUUGUGAAGAACUUGUCGGGCCCUGUCACCAGGUCAUAAGUGAACACUUACAAGGGGGGGUGUGCAUUCUGCUUGUUUUCAGAGGGACCAGUGUGCAAUACUGACAAAUUGGUACAAAAUUCAAUAAAGUAUGAGCUCUGAGGACAUGUAGCCAUGGAUGCUAAUUAUUAUUUUUUUGAAUCUGAAAUGAAUCAUUUGGAGUGAUGAAUGAGGCUAAACUUCUGCCCCCCUUGUUUUAAGUGAAGCAAAUGGCAGGUAUUAAACCUGUGGAAUUCUGGACAUGCCUCAAGCCUGGUGUCAAGCUUCACAUUUUUAAAGGCACAGCCAUGAUUUAUGACUUCAAACAUGUUUUCAUCAUUUUAUUUAAAUCCAGUCUUACCAGCAUUUAUUCCUUACAGACAGCUUAGCCGUGUAAUUUGGUUGCUUAAAUUACAUUUGGGGGGUUGGACACCACUGUAAUA
This is a messenger RNA of Anguilla rostrata (American eel), 4673 nucleotides long. It is a transcript of the gene pde7a, whose product is annotated as phosphodiesterase 7A. The record is from RefSeq and is a predicted model, not a curated record. NCBI's taxonomy places the organism in Eukaryota, Metazoa, Chordata, Actinopteri, Anguilliformes, Anguillidae. The transcript has 13 exons. Gene Ontology annotation, molecular function: 3',5'-cyclic-AMP phosphodiesterase activity. The coding region runs from base 915 to 2399 and encodes 494 amino acids.